GGAACUCCUUUCUGAUACUUAUCCUUGCGCUUUGUUUAUGGUUUACCCGUCGCAAGAUUAAGAAUAGGCUGGGAUAUAUCAAACCGGCGACAUGCAUUUCCAGUCAGUGCGGUUGAACGAUGGCAGCCUGCUACCCACGAUAGCCUUUGGUACAGGCUCGUCAAUGAAAUAUGAAGACGACGUCACCAAAUAUGUCCAACAAGCUAUAGACGUCGGUUUUUGUCACAUUGACACAGCAGCCAUAUACAAGACCGAAGAAAAUGUUGGGAUUGCGAUAAGAGAAAGUGGACUCUCACGUUCCGACUUGUAUAUUACCACCAAAUACGGCGGAGAGACGACCAUUCAGGAGUCCUUUCAGAAUAGCUUAUCAAAGCUUGGUAUCAAGCAUGUUGACCUUUACCUCAUUCAUUUCCCUGAAGCUGUGAAGGACUUUGAGGCUGCUUGGCGAGAAUUCGAAGGCUUCAAGAAUAGUAGACUGGCAACGAGCAUUGGCGUGAGCAACUUCAAUCUCGAACAACUACAAACCGUCUAUAAAACUGCAUCCAUAAAGCCUGCUGUUAACCAAAUCGAGUUUCACCCUUACAACUAUACGUCGCAUAAAAGCCUCCUAGAUUUUUGCGCUCAACAUGGUAUCAUCGUUGAAGCUUACAGCAGCCUUACUCCAAUCACCAAAUAUUCUGGUGGUCCUGUUGAUGCUCCCCUGAAAGCAGCCGCUUCUCGCCUUGGGAUUACACCGACUCAAGUAAUCUUCUUAUGGGUGAGGAGCAAAGGUGUAGUCGUAGUAACAACGAGCAGAAGUAAAGAUCGACUUCAAGAGUAUUUGGCGAUAGAAGACCUAGCACCUUUGACUGACGAAGAAAUCGCGGCUAUCGACAAAGCAGGGGCCAAUGGACCUCCUUCAUUCUUCCGGAGAAGGUACAAGACUGUGUUAUCACUUGCCGCUUUCCUACUGUGGGGCUUGGUCAAGCUUUCAAUCGUGUUCUUCAUCUUCAGACGAGUAGCUGGCUGAGGCUCAGCUUCAAGUUUACAUCAUCUUUACAUAUCUCAUAGACCGCUGAUUCUAUUAUAAGAAUAUCCAUGUCAGCUAUCAUCAUUCAAUACACUAUUGAAGGUGAACAGUGUAUUUGCUAUACGUACUUACUGUGACGGUAUUUCUUGUCUUCUGAGGCUCGGGUAACUUAGAGUUUCAGGGUUUAGUAUAGAAUAAAGCUCCACCUCGGUUUCUAUAACAUGUAAAAUUGAAUG
Messenger RNA from Serpula lacrymans var. lacrymans S7.9, 1245 nucleotides. RefSeq lists its product as uncharacterized. Gene Ontology annotation, molecular function: oxidoreductase activity, acting on NAD(P)H as acceptor. Bases 92 to 1009 code for a protein of 305 amino acids. Lineage: Eukaryota; Fungi; Basidiomycota; Agaricomycetes; Boletales; Serpulaceae. The transcript is spliced from 10 exons. The record is from RefSeq and is a predicted model, not a curated record.